This is a messenger RNA of Carassius auratus (goldfish), 6410 nucleotides long. RefSeq names its product sphingosine 1-phosphate receptor 3-like. Gene Ontology annotation, biological process: G protein-coupled receptor signaling pathway. The transcript is spliced from 2 exons. The coding region runs from base 596 to 1795 and encodes 399 amino acids. Gene Ontology annotation, cellular component: membrane. NCBI's taxonomy places the organism in Eukaryota, Metazoa, Chordata, Actinopteri, Cypriniformes, Cyprinidae. The record is from RefSeq and is a predicted model, not a curated record. Gene Ontology annotation, molecular function: sphingosine-1-phosphate receptor activity.
UCCCUCAGUUCGUGGGAUGCCAGUCUAAUGACACCCGUAGAAAUAACACCAACAUCAGAGGACGCUCGAGCACGUGCGCGCUUCAUCAUCGCGCUCUGAAAUAUUAGCGCGCGCGCCCUUUCCAAACAAACUCAAAUUCAGAACCAUCCGAACACAGACGACGAAACGUUUGCUCGUUGCCUGUAAAAACUGCAGUGUUGUUGAGCUCUCGCUCAGAAUGUGAUGAAUGUUGAGGAUAGGAGAGUUUAGAGUUUAGAUUCAGAGAUCGCAGGAGAAUUAUUCUCAUAAAAAAAAUCUGACAGCACUGGUUAAGUACAAAAACCUGGAUGGAAAACUUCUAUUUGGAAAAAAGUGCUUCAAGGAUAAACUGUUCCACACGUCUGCUCGCUGAGUAACGUUACAUGUUGGAAGGUUUUCCAUCUCCUAAAACUUUAAAAGGUUUAUUUAUUAACCAGUAACCGAAGAUGUAGGUGCAUCUCUCGAGAUAAAUAACUGAUCCGACAAGAAUCUUAAUGUGGUGGAUUCCUUUUCCAUCUUUCUCACUGGAAGGUGCUCGUAGACGCCAUCUGCUGUGGAAAAACAGAGCGUGAGGAAAAUGGAUGACGAGUUUGAACCUGGAAUGAAUGAUGUUAUAGUUAGUUAUUAUAACCACUCGGGCAAGUGGGGAAGACCAAAAAGCACCGGUACAUGCAAGACAGCCUUCCUCAUGUUUAUCUGCGCUCUGAUCGUGUUGGAGAACAUCACUGUACUACUGGCACUAUGGCGCAACAAGCGUUUCCACAGCCGCAUGUACUUUCUCAUUGGCAAUCUGGCACUUUCGGACUUGUUAGCUGGAGUGGCGUACAUGGUUAACAUCUUCACCUCUGGCCGCAAUACGUUUUUCCUCAGUCCUGGCCAGUGGCUGCUGCGAGAGGGGAGCAUGUUUGUGGCGCUUAGCGCUUCCACCUUCAGCUUGCUCGCUAUUGGGAUCGAGCGCCACAUGACGAUGGUUCGUUUACGGCCGUGUGAGACCGCAGGAAGGGGGAGGUUGCUAGCUCUCCUGGGAGCCUGCUGGGCUGUGUCGGUCCUGCUGAGUGUCUUGCCCAGUCUCGGCUGGAACUGUUUGGGCCGAGUCCACACCUGCUCCACUGUCCUACCACUGUACGACAAGAGUUACAUAGCCUUCUGCAUUAGCAUCUUCACAGCCCUACUAGCAGCAAUCGUUGUGCUAUACGUGCGCAUCUACCUGCUUGUGACGUCCAGCGGGCGUAGAGUGAGUUCCCGGCCGUCGGAUCGCUCACUCGCACUUUUGCGCACGGUAGUAAUCGUACUAGGGAUUUUUGUGGCCUGUUGGGCUCCCCUUUUUCUGCUGCUGCUGCUGGAUGUGGGAUGCAGUCCGGAGCGAUGCCCGGUUCUCCUCAAAGUGGACUGGUUCAUCGCUCUGGCCGUGCUCAACUCUGCCCUCAACCCGCUCAUCUACACGCUCUCCAGCCGUGAGAUGCGGGCCGCCUUCUUCCGUGUGCUGUGCUGCUGUUGCUGUCCAACGCAGCUGGACUCCAUGCCCACGGUGACAGGGGCGGCACUCCCGGGAAUAAUCAUUCCCACUGCAGAGAACAGCAAAUCGAGCAUGGCCGGGGCGGGAAGUGGUGGAGCCAAGUUCUCCCUGAUGCGAAGUAAAGUUCCCACCCCGUCAAACUCCCACCGUCAGCAUGGGGACACGUCACCGCCAGCUGUCACACACCCCUCAGGGCCAGGUGACCUACUGUCUGUGGUGCUGGUUAAAGCUGGGGCGCUUCCUUCUUUGGGGAAGUUUUGAAAUUGAUACUACGGAGGUAAGCAAAAAAGAGCGGGAUCUUGUUAUUUCCCCAAGAUGUUUGGUGACAGUUCCUUGGAGUUAUAGACUGUUCUACCGCUCUCUGAGGAUUACAAAACCCGGAUUCGCUUUAAUACAAAAGGCAUCCACUGAUGAUGAGAUUUCAAAGGGACAACAAACUCAAAGUGCGACUGAACAAAUGCUGACCACGGGACACACAAACUGAAUUUACUUCUACAUGUAUUAAUAUUUAUGAAACUGAACAUGUGCUUUGAGCACAUAAAAUAGAGCCACUACAGAAUGUAAUCACUCGAAAAGCUUAGGUGUGCAAUCUUUUUAUCAAGAAAAUCCAAUUUUCACUUUGCGUGUAGGAAAACACCUUAACAGUAUUAUAUGCAUUAUUAUAGUUCUCUGUAUGACUGACCUUUUAACAUUUUCCCACAGUUUAUUGUUAGACAAAAACAUUUUGAAUAGUUUGCUAUUCUUACCUAUCACACAAGCUAGAUAAUACUUCAUAUACACAUAAAUUAUGAGAAAGUGUUUAAAGGAGACAAUGGAUGGUUAUGGUUGAUAUUCUGUGGAACGGUUUACAUGGCAGAAUUAAGAUGAGGUGGUUGCAUUGUGAAUGUGAAAUUAAGAUUGUUUUGCUCAAUAGUACUUACUAACUGACAUAAUACUAACUAACUUUAAAGAGUGAUAUGUUAGUGUGAAGAAAAACAGGCAUCUUAUGUUAAGAUUGCCUUAUCUGUGCUGCUUUUAUUUGCAUGUACACACUAGAGGGAGCUGUCACAUCACAUUGAAAUGGACUGCAUAAACAGCGCAAUAAUGAAAGCAAUGCACAGAUCUUUUGUCUAUGAUUGGGGACCGAGCUCUAGAAUUUAGUCACUUGAUACAUGCAUCAUAGUAGCCUCAUAAUAAACGGUUUUGCCUGUGAAAAAUCAUGAUCAAUGGCACCAAUCUUUGAGUCAUACAGUGGUAAAUACAAACCACAGCUGUGCAUACAUGUGCUACUUCAGAUCAUUAUGGACAUCUCUCUUGUGUUAGUCAUACUUGAUGUAAUUAGAUAAAAGGCAGGAAUUGCUUAGUCAUACUGCUUCUUGCAUUGUUUGAACAAAAAAAAGAGAGAUUCAUCAUGGGUUUUUGUUCAUGCUGAGAAUAUUGCGAGAACAAGUGACAUUUUGUUGAAGAAAUGGUUUUUAUAGCAUCUGACAAGUGUGACAUUUCAAGUAAUUUACCAUCCUAAGCUGUAGACGCUCUCUCUCUCUCACACCAUCGCUGUGAUCUUUGCAGCCAGGUUGAGGGUAAUAAUAGAAUGUUAAACAAAUCGAACUCAUUUAAGGCCCAAGCCGUUUCCUAGGUAAAAUCAUGUCUGCUGGCAUCCCGUAGCUAAAAACGCAAAGACAUUCAGUAUCACAGAAUUCAUUUGUCAGGAUAUUACACACCAACGAUUGAAGUGCCAUGAAGAAUCAACAUCAACAAACAAUGACGGGCUAAAGCAUUAUGUGCAAUGUGUGACCUUGAGCAAAAACACACAGCAACCCACAUCGCAUGACAACAAGCCUUAUACAAAGUCUUUUAAAUAAGCACACGCCACACAGAGGACAUUAAUCCUUUAAAGUGAGGCAUUACACACUUGUCACACACAAUAUGCCCCUACACCUCAUGUAAUGAAUGGCACUUUGCUACAAUGGAUCAAAGCACAGACCACUGAGCUUUUGUGGAUGGCCACCAUUGAGAAUAUUCAUUUGUCUAUGUGCUUGUCAGAGCUGAGGGGAGUCUCUGUGGCUGAAUGCAUCAGACUGGCACAUUGUUUGGCCCAGCACUCAGUGUGCACAAUGCCUCCAUCUGGACCAGCGACUCAGGAUGUGCCAGUGCGAGAGCACCGAAUUGAUUUUCUCCCAUUCAGAGACCAUGGGUCACAUUUAACAAGCUUUCAAGGGUUGACUGAGAUAGAAGGUGUUUGUGAGUACGUGUGUUGCCUGGGAAAUCAGUCGGGAACUAGACCUAGAGACCAUAAUGAUGUGUUUGGUGCACUUCUGGUCAAGGUUUGGAAACCUUCUCAUUAGUCCGAAAUCAGGCUUACUAGCCCAAGACCUGAGUGUAGGAUUGGGGUAGACCAGUCAUUAGCUAGAGCACUGGUCUGAAAAGGAAAGUUUACCCGAAAAGGAAAAUUUUGUCAUAUUUACUCAUCCUUAUGCUCUUCCAAACCUGUAUGACAUUCUUUCUUCUGGAGAACACAAAAGAAGAGAUUCUGAAAAAUGGUUUUGGUCCAUGGGGUCCAAAACAACAGUGGAUCUCUUUUUUCAUACAGUAUGCACAAAAUAUCUUCUUUGUGUUACACAGUUGGACGUUACACAGGUUUGGAACAACACAAGAGUGUGUAAUUUGUCAUUAAAUUGGCCAAAAUGAUUGGUACCAUUUGCUUGCAUUAAUUAGUACGAGGCAGGAUCCAGAACCAUUGCCUCAAAACCAAAUACUAAUCCAAACUGGAUAUAAGAGCAGGGAUACAGUGCUUCAAUGCCAGACUCUGACAAGCUGUAGCACGACACAAGCCCAGUCGUCUUGUCUGACAUGGCGAGUGCCAAUGAAAGGGUGCCCAAAUUAUGUUAUAGUCCUUCUUACAAAAUAAAAUCGACAAAAUUGUUGAAUACUAAAACAUGGUUGUUCUUCACUGUCAGAAAUAAUACAAAAAGUGUAGUUUUAGCUUUUCUUUGGGAAGUACCCACAAUGGUCACCUUUGCAACUUAUCUACCCUUACAGUAUGCAUAUUAGUACUUUGAGAGGUAGAAGGUUACUGGCCCAUUUAUAAGCCAAACCAGAUGUGUCCACUACUGCUCCUACAUGGCCAGCUUCUUGAAGAGUUUAACUCCAAUCCUAAUUAUAUCACCUGAAGCUAAUCAAGGUCUUCAGUAUUGCUAAAAAACUCCCAAGCAGAUAUGGUGGAGCUCACAGAAGCAAAAUUGUAAACCCAUGAGAUCAAGGCACAAUUCGUUAAACGUAAUUAAAUGUAAUUUGCUGCUAGUGAGAUCCUAAGGCAUAAAGCUUGUAUGACUUGAUGAAAGGACUAUUUGCAAGAACCAUUGCUCCUUUGAUUUUACGAGCAAGUUUGGGUUAGGCAUAGGGUUGGACCUUCGAUUACUUGAUAAGAAUCUGGUCUCAAGAUCAAGGAUACUGAACCAGGAGCAUUCCUGCUUGGCUUAAUCACAUCACACGAACACCUGAAUUACUAUCCUGAGACCUGGGAUUCUGUGGAUGAUCUAUCCUUAACCUCUUAAGUAGAGCCAAGGAUACAUUCAGUCCUCCCCCAGAUCCCCAUCUUUUCCAAUCCCUAACAAUAGCCUUCAGCUGCAGCCGUAUGCGAGCCGCAUCUGACUGGGCUUUAGGAGAUAAGCUCUCCAGAAUGAGGUCUUUAUUUGGGCCAGCUGCCCACAAGGGCGGGAGGAGAGUUUAAAGGUCAGAUGUCAGUAAAUUAACAGAUGGUACAAGUUGCCAGUCCUCUCCGUAAUGAAAUCCAGAUGACAUGUCGCUCAAGUGCCGGUAACAUGAUAAUGACGGCUGCUCUCGCGAACACUGUUGAUUUUAUCCACCCAUUGGUGCACAUCUGGGCCCCCUUUUCACUGCUCGGCUUUUGUCUGAGCUUGCGGCUGAGAAAUGCCUCUCUUUGUAAGGCCUAAUUAUUCCAUGACUAGUAAGAGCCUAAUUACCAGAGGAAUUAGCACGGUGCUCAUUGUGAGGAAGACGUCGUAGGGCUUUUGAGGCUUUGACGCGGUAGAUGAGCUCCCCCUUUCAGCUGUUUAAAUUUUGACCGAUAUCUGGUUACAGCCUAGCAGACACACCUGUCGAAACGGCUUUCACUCCAAGAGUGAGUGCGCGCCUGUUUUGUGGAAUGUCUGAGCGAGAUUAAUGCGUUUGUCUCGGACAAUGUGAUACGAGGCACUCGAGACGCACAUGUGGACAUGCCUGGAUGUGUGUCAGAGCAGCUGGGAACAAUCGGUACAAGUAGCCAAUGCAGAAAUCACUAGCAUUGGAUGCCAUCCGUUUUAGGAUCAUGAUAUUUUGGGCUUGGUCGAGACUGGUGUGGUUCGAGUGUGAAAUUAGUCCUGGCUUCGCUCUGAUCGCAGGUGUUUUUUUCAGUGAGCCCAUCUGAUAGAUUAUCAUGUGCUGCCAAAUAUGCACAAUAUUGAGGCUUAACCUUAAUUUUGAUAGACAUCUUGAAGUACACCUAAAUGUUAUUGGAUUAAAAAAAAAUGCAUCUGGCAAACAACCCUUAUUUUCCCCUAUUUUAUCUCACUAUCUUCUGUAACAAAGUCAGAGGGAUGAGUACCGAUCUGAACCACCUUCUCCACUCGUCACACCAGUAAUCAUUCUCCGCCGUUUCAUUUGGCAGUGUAAUGAAAGCAAUCCCAGAACGCUUCACUUCGGCAGAACAGAGAUAAUGAGGAAGCACACACAUACGAACACACAGACAUCGCCGCUUGAUUUAGGAAGCCUGUCUUCUGUGGGCCACAACGGGAAAAGAAAAAUCUUCAGACUCAUGCUUAACACUGUCUUCUCAAUCUUUUUGUGCAUGACACAUGCUCCCAGGAUAAAAAAAAAAUGCAUCUAGUAACCAUUAACG